This is a messenger RNA of Entamoeba nuttalli P19, 195 nucleotides long. Its product is annotated as ribosomal L29e family protein. The coding region runs from base 1 to 195 and encodes 64 amino acids. Gene Ontology annotation, cellular component: ribosome; cytosolic large ribosomal subunit. Gene Ontology annotation, molecular function: structural constituent of ribosome. The record is from RefSeq and is a predicted model, not a curated record. The transcript has a single exon. Gene Ontology annotation, biological process: cytoplasmic translation. Lineage: Eukaryota; Evosea; Mastigamoebida; Endamoebidae.
AUGUCCAAGGAUAAGAAUAGAUCAUCUCACAAUCAAUCUCAUAAGGCUCAUAGAAACGGAUUCUAUAAACCAAAGAAAUCCGCUUAUAUGUCAACUAAAGGAAUGAAUGUUCAAGUCCUCAAGAACACCAAAGCUCAACGUAAAUUCGCUCUUGCUAAGAAACUUGAAGCAAAGAAAGCUGCUAAUAAAGAAUAA